This is a messenger RNA of Cuscuta campestris, 1496 nucleotides long. NCBI's taxonomy places the organism in Eukaryota, Viridiplantae, Streptophyta, Magnoliopsida, Solanales, Convolvulaceae. The record is from the annotation of a GenBank genome assembly.
GGCAAAAAAAUCAAUUAAAAAAUUAAAAGAAAUACCUGAAAAGAUAAACAAUAAAAAAGAUAAAACUAUUGAAGAAGACGUGGUAUCUCUCUGCUUCGCGGGAAUCGGCGGCGUCCGGCGGGCGUUGCAGCUACGGUCAAGAUCGAGGCGGGCUACGAUCGACUGGGGCGCAACUAUUGACUACGGAAAAUAAAUUAAUUUGACUUAUUUCCUUCUUCCCCACGGCCAAAUCUGGCCUUAUCUUCAUCUCUCUCUCCCCCCCUCUCUCUUCCCCCCUUUUUUUCUGGUUUCUUCGCUUCUUUUCUCGACCAGAUCUGGCCAUAUGCUCUCUUCCCGCUCCACCUUCUUCUUCUUCUUCUUCUUCUCCUCCUUCUCCUUCUCCUUCUUGUAGAUUUGUGUUAGAUCUGUGGCUGUGGGGGCAGGACAGCGGUGGGCGGUGCGGUGGUGGUGAGGCUGAGGCAACGAUGGGCCGGCGAUGACGCUGGUGCAGCGGUGGGGCAGCAGUGGGUCAGGGGUAGCAGUGGGGCGGUGGGGCUGGGGUGGUGGAGGGGCGGCGACAGUGGGGGGCAAAAGGAGGAGUAACAGAACUGAAUGGAAGAGCUGGAAGUGAUACUGAGGGAAGCAUUUGGCGAAUCAUCUGGCAGCGAGGCCGAAGGCGAGCUGAGCGGACGAAAAAAUUCAGUUUCUGGACCGGCAAGAGGAUCGAUCUUCUCUGGAUCGAACCGGUCAUGGGAGCGGAUCACGGAGAUCAAUGGCCUCUGGAUUUGCAGAGAUUUCCUCACCUCCGAUCAGCAAUCUUCGCUGAUCUCAGACAUCCAAGCAGAAGGAUGGUUCGCCGAGGAAUCGCAUAACCAGGCUAUGAGGUUUGGAGACCUUCCAGAGUGGGCAGUUGAACUUUCCAACUCCAUCCGUGAAGCCAUUCUGUUUACAAACAGUGGGAAUAGCAAGGAGGCAAUAGGUCUCUUUCCCCAAGAUUUAUUAUGGAGGGAGCCCCUGUUUGAUCAGCUUAUUGCAAAUGUGUAUCAACCAGGUGAGGGAAUAUGUGCACAUAUUGAUCUAAUGAAGUUUGAAGAUGGAAUUGCCAUAGUCUCUCUGGAGUCUUCAUGCGUGAUGCAUUUUUCCAGAGCUGAGAGUGAAGAAGUUUGUCCAGGGGAUAAUGAACUUCAUGGCAGCAGGAGUCCUUCAACGAAAGUGCCGGUGCUCUUAACCCCGGGCUCCAUGGCAUUGAUGUGGGGAGAAGCACGAUACCUCUGGAAGCACGAGAUCAACCGCAAGCAGCCACUCGCCGUGGGGUUUCAAGAAUGGCAAGGCAGGGCAAUCACCCAGCAAAGGAGAACCUCUGUUACAUUGAGAAGGCUCUGUCUCCCGGACUAAGAGUUUGUUCUCUUCAACUUUCCUUUUUCACUUAUUACUUAUUCUUAUUGGAAUAAGAUUAUAACAGAAUAAAAUCGUUAUUUCAGAACCCAUAUCAUUGGAAUUAAAUCGUUAUUUCAGAA